Molecule: messenger RNA, 1047 nt
Organism: Lethenteron reissneri (Far Eastern brook lamprey)
Lineage: Eukaryota; Metazoa; Chordata; Hyperoartia; Petromyzontiformes; Petromyzontidae
Product: ubiquitin-conjugating enzyme E2 D2
Source: RefSeq, a predicted model, not a curated record
GCGGCGGUGAAGCGUCCGGGCCAAAUUCAAGCUCAAGAGGUUUUUUUCUUCUUCUUCUUCUCUCGGUGACGCCGCGCGAACGCAGCGAGAAUAAUUUCCCUUCCGAACGCGACGGUGUUUAGCGAGGGGGAAACGUCGUCGUCUCGCGAGUUCUGUUGGCGUGAGCGAGAAAGAAGAACCGCGGGGGGUGGAGGCGAGAGAAAAAAAUAAUGGCUUUGAAGAGAAUUCACAAGGAGUUGAACGACUUGGGGAGGGAUCCUCCGGCACAGUGCUCUGCAGGACCCGUUGGCGACGACUUGUUUCAUUGGCAGGCCACCAUUAUGGGACCAAAUGACAGCCCAUACCAGGGGGGCGUGUUCUUCCUUACCAUUCACUUCCCAACAGACUAUCCUUUCAAGCCUCCAAAGGUCGCGUUCACAACGCGCAUCUACCAUCCGAACAUCAACAGCAAUGGUAGCAUCUGCUUGGACAUAUUGCGCUCGCAGUGGUCUCCAGCCCUCACCAUAUCCAAAGUGCUGCUGUCCAUCUGCUCGCUGCUGUGCGACCCCAACCCCGAUGAUCCUCUUGUGCCAGAGAUAGCGCGCAUCUACAAGACGGACCGAGAGAAGUACAAUAAACUUGCCAGGGAAUGGACGCAGAAGUAUGCUAUGUGACACAGCGGAGGGGAAACCUGGUGCUCCGUUUUAUACGUCUGUUCUGCUUUUUGCCGCUCGGUUUUAUUUUGUUUUGGUUUGGUUUUUUUAUUUUAUUUUCUCCUUACCUGUGUGCACACCAAUCCCUUCUGGCCCAGCACCUUCCCAGCCUCCAUUUCAUCACUUGGCACAAGUGCUUUAUUUUAACUUUAAUUUCUUCCUCCUUUUUUACCCCUCCUCCCUCCCCCCUCCCCUAUGCAGUCCCCUCCACCUUGUCCCGUUGUGUGUAUAAACUCCUGCCCCCUCCUGUACAUUUCUGUAAUAAAAGAACAAAAUUGUGAGAUGUUUCUGUUGUAAUAUACUUGAGGUCUUGCUGUAGAAAACAUAAUAAAGCUAAUAAAUGAACACACAAAUA